This is a messenger RNA of Hydractinia symbiolongicarpus, 2880 nucleotides long. RefSeq lists its product as uncharacterized. Lineage: Eukaryota; Metazoa; Cnidaria; Hydrozoa; Anthoathecata; Hydractiniidae. The transcript has 4 exons. The record is from RefSeq and is a predicted model, not a curated record. The coding region runs from base 1 to 2880 and encodes 959 amino acids.
AUGAGUCGUUUGCUGAAGUCACAACUAACUAAACAUAAGAAUCCGGUCCACAUCUGCAACUACUGCCUCCAUCCGUGCUCCACUCCAGGUAUUUUGGAAAAGCAUUUGGAGAGAUGCAAGCUUCAUGGCGAACAAAUGAUCCUAAUGCCAGAAAAAAAUGAUAAACGUGGAAGAGACAAAAUUAGAUACAAAAACUUUCAAGGUCAACUUCGACUACCCUUUGUAAUAUAUGCUGACUUUGAGAGUUUACUUCGACCAGAAACAAUAGCUGCUGACAAUACAAAAAACACGAUCAACAUUGCGAAACAUGUGGCUUGCAGUUUCAGUACAUUCAUUGUUUCAACUGAUGAUAGAUUUUUUCGAUCGCCAUACACUUAUAGCGGUGAGGAUGCUGCUGAUAAAUUCAUCGAGCAUAUUCUGGGUGAGGUGAGUGAGCUGAGGAAUGUAUUGAAGAGAAAAAUGCCGAUGAAACAACUCACACAACAACAACAGGAGCAAUAUACAUAUGCAAGAAAAUGCUACAUCUGCCAAAGUGAUUUCAACUCCUUCGAUUCAGAUGAGAUCAACAAUCGCAAAGUCAGGGAUCACUGUCAUCUGACAGGAGAGUAUCGUGGAGCUGCACACAGUAUUUGCAACCUAAACCUCAGAAUUGACCCAGAAAAAAUUAAAAUCCCCGUAUUUUUCCAUAAUCUAAAGGGCUAUGACUCACAUUUGAUUCUUUCCCACAUUAAGAAGAAUCAUGGUGAUGUAGAAGUUAUUCCAAAUAACACAGAAAAGUACACUUCAUUUUCAUUUGGUGGAGCGACAUUUCUCGAUUCUUGCCAGUUCAUGCAAGCUUCUCUUGAUUCACUGGCGAAGAAUAUCUCUGAUAAAACACAUUUCAAACAGAUCAGGAGAUUUCUGGAAAAUCAAAUCAUUGACAAUAACGAGAAUAAUGAUGAAAAUAAUGUUGAUGAUAUUGAAAUGGAUGACAAUGAUGGUGAUGAUGAAAAUGAAAUCGAUGCUGAUGAAGAUAUUGAAAAUCGAAGUGAUUACCGGUGUAAUCCAUUUGUGAAACCAGUAUUGUCAGAAGAUGAGGAAAAUACCUUGAAUGAAGAUUUUGAUCUUCUGAUAAGGAAAGGUGUAUACCCAUAUGAGUAUAUGACUAACAUGGAAAGGAUGAGAGAGCAAGUAAUACCACCAAAAGAAGCCUUCAAAAGCACUCUGAAACAAGAAGAUAUAUCAAAUGAAGAUUAUGAACACGCACAGAAUGUGUUUGCACACUUUGAGAUGGUUGACUUGAUGGACUAUACACACUUGUAUGUAACAACAGACGUUUUGAUUUUAGCUGAUGUAUUUGAACAAUUCAGAGAUACAUGCAUGCAGCAUUAUGGAUUGGAUCCGGCUAAUUUCUACACUGCUCCAGGUCUCUCAUGGCAAGCAGCUUUAAAAAUGACAAAAGUAAACCUACAAUUAUUGACAGAAAUUGAUAUGCAUUUAUUUAUCGAAGAAGGUAUACGAGGUGGAGUGUCAAUGAUUUCAAAGCGUUAUGGAGAAGCGAACACACCAACAUCAAUAAAUUUCAAUGCAGAAGAACCAACAACAUCUUUAAUGUAUUGGGAUGCUAACAAUUUAUAUGGAUGGGCAAUGUCCCAAGCUUUACCAACAAGUGGUUUUACAUGGUUGACAGAUGAAGAAAUUGCAGAAUUAAACGAGGAUAAAAUACAGCAAGUUGCAGAUGAUGGGAACAUUGGAUAUAUCUUUGAGGUUGACUUAGAUUACCCUGAUGAGCUGCAUGAUAACCAUACUGAUUACCCACUGGCACCGGAAAGAAUGCUCACUACACCAGAUAUGUUGUCACCAAAACAGCUUGAACUACUUGGUGUCGAGUCUGCAGAUGAAGUGAAGAAAACAAAAAUUAAGAAGUUAACACCGAACUUAUUUGAUAAAAAGAAUUAUAUUACACACUAUCGCAAUUUGAAAUUAUAUUUAAAACAUGGAAUGAAGGUGAAGAAGAUACAUCGAGUAUUGAAAUUUCAACAAUCCGCAUGGUUGAAACCAUACAUUGAUUUUAACACCGUACAACGUACAGCGGCAAGAAAUGAUUUUGAGAAGUCCUUUUUCAAAUUGAUGAACAAUUCUAUGUUCGGAAAGACGAUGGAAAAUUUAAGGAACAGACGUCACAUUAACUUAGUAACAUCUCCUGAAAAACUUAGGAAACUAGUGAGACAACCUUCUUUCCGUCAAGUGACAAAUUUUCACGAAGAUCUUGCCGCUGUAGAGCGUGUUAAAGUUCAAUUAUAUCUCAAUCGCCCAAUCUAUACAGGAUUUUCGGUUUUAGAUAUCAGCAAGGUCCUCAUGUACAAAUUUCAUUAUGAAUACGUUAAGGUUAAAUAUCCAGGUACUAUGUCCAAAUUGCUCUUUACAGAUACUGAUUCGUUAUUAUACGAGAUCAGAACAAAUGAUAUUUAUAGCGAUAUGAAGAAUGAUGCUCAUUUGUUUGACUUUAGUGAAUAUAAUAUAAAUCACUCAUGUUUUUCAAACGCUAACAAAAAAGUCUAUGGUAAAAUGAAAGAUGAAUUAUCAGGUACGCCUAUGUUGGAAUUUGUUGGUCUGAAGGCAAAAAUGUAUAGUUUCAAGACCCAAAACGAGGAAAAGAAACGCGCAAAGGGCAUACAAAAAGUUGUCGUCAAAAAACGUAUGACCCAUGAAGAUUACAAAAGCGCCAUUUUCGAAAAUACCAUUAAACAUGUCACCACGCAUUCCAUUCGUUCGUACAAUCACGAGUUAUAUACAAUCAAACAAAAGAAGAAGGCCUUGAGCGCUUUCGAUGAUAAAAGGUAUAUCUUGGAUGAUGGCAUAAACACAUUACCGCAUGGUCACAAAAACUUGAGAAAAUAA